Molecule: messenger RNA, 1593 nt
Organism: Xylona heveae TC161
Lineage: Eukaryota; Fungi; Ascomycota; Xylonomycetes; Xylonales; Xylonaceae
Product: putative transporter
Exons: 4
Coding region: 1-1593 (530 amino acids)
Biological process (GO): carbohydrate transport; transmembrane transport
Cellular component (GO): membrane
Molecular function (GO): carbohydrate:proton symporter activity
Source: RefSeq, a predicted model, not a curated record
AUGGGUGGGCCUGCAGGAGUUGUCUGCAGCUCUGGUGGUGCUGUCUACAAGACGCUUCGCAAUAAUACGCACAAGAACUGGAUAAGAGAUCCAGGGCUUCGGCAUCUCAAUAUCGGCGUGGCGAUGAUGUUUGCGUCUGCCGCUGCCAAUGGCUAUGACGGAAGUUUGAUGAAUGGACUUUUGGCCAUGAAGAGAUUCACUGAUGAUCUUGGACAUGGUUAUGAUGACAAGAACAUCUUGGGACUGAUCAUUGCUGGAAUCAGUCUCGGAGGUCUGCCCAGUUUUAUCCCUGCUUCCUACGUGAGUGACUGGCUUGGAAGACGAGGCACUGUUGCCAUUGGAUCUUCAAUCAUGGUGGCUGCAGCACUCAUUCAGGCAUUCACCCAUGGCCCAUGGGCGUUCCUAGGCACCAAAAUCAUGCUUGGUGUCGGAUUGGGGUUCUCUCAGACUGCGGCACCACCUCUGACUACCGAAAUCGCGCAUCCCCGUCAGCGCGGUCAAGUCACUGCCCUCUUCCAAGCCGUCUGGUUCUGGGGCUCCAUUCUCUCAGCCGUCAUUACUCUUGGUUGCCUCUUUGUCAACAACAACUGGGCCUGGAGAGCGCCUUGUCUCAUGCAAGGAUUCUUCCCUGGUAUACAGUUGUUGGGUCUUCUCAUCAUCCCCGAAUCCCCACGUUGGCUCGUCUCCAAGGACCGUGGAGAUGAAGCUUUCAACAUUCUCGCCAAAUACCAUGCCAAUGGCGAUCGAGAUGAUGAACUUGUACAGUAUGAGUUUCAAGAAAUUUGCGAGGUCAUUGAAAAGGAGAAAGAGGCAGCUCGGAAUUCGGGCUUCAUGUCUUUUUUCGAAAGCAAGGGCAAUAUUCACCGAUUUGCAAUUUGUGUGCUCGUUGGCGUCAUGAUCCAAUGGGCAGGAAACGGUAUCGUCUCAUACUACCUUACCCCCAUCCUCAGGAGCGUCGGCAUCGAGGAUGCCGUCUCUCAGUCUGCUAUCAACCUCGGUAUGCAGAUAUGGAAUGCCAUACUGGCUGCAUGCGGUGCCAUGGCCGCUGAACGCUUCGGUCGUCGUCCGCUCUGGCUUCUGUCCACCGUCGGCAUGCUGAUUUCCUUUACCAUCAUCACUGCUCUCUCCGCCGUCUUCGCCGAACACGGCGUCAAAGCCGCUGGUAGUGCCGUGGUUGCGUUCCUCUUUGUCUUCUUCGGCUUCUACGUCAUUGCUUAUACACCUCUAUCUAUCGCCUACCCCGUCGAGGUCCUGCCCUUCCGUCUGCGUGCCAAGGGUCUUUCCAUCAACUUGACUGUCGUUUUCGGAACUGGUUUCUUCAACCAAUACGUCAACCCGAUUGCCCUCAACGCCAUCCAAUGGAAAUUCUACUUUGUCUACAUCGGUUGUCUCGUCGCCAUGCUUUUCAUAAUUUACUUUCUCUUUCCCGAAACAAAGGGACGCACGCUUGAAGAGAUUGCUACUGUCUUUGAUGGUCCCGCCGCUGAGACCGAUGUCGCUCGAAAUCUCUCCGUCGCAGUGGCCGCCGACCAGGCCGAAAAGGCUGUACAUAUGGGCAAGAUGGAACAUGUCGAAAUCAAGCACCUGCCUUGA